Alosa sapidissima (American shad) is the source of this 1521-nucleotide messenger RNA. Its product is annotated as sporozoite surface protein 2-like. NCBI's taxonomy places the organism in Eukaryota, Metazoa, Chordata, Actinopteri, Clupeiformes, Clupeidae. The coding region runs from base 285 to 878 and encodes 197 amino acids. The transcript is spliced from 2 exons. The record is from RefSeq and is a predicted model, not a curated record.
GUUCAGUCGUGUGCCCUUCGACCACCUCCUCACGCUGCACGUUCAAGCUCCCGUUCCGUCUACACGGCUAUUCAUUAGCAACAGCCAUUUCAUUACAUCUGGAUACUCAUCAUUCAUGCUAUUCAUGCCAAUCAUCUAUUAUGUGUUGUAUGUUGUAUCAUGCUGAAUAUGUCAUGUUUUAUCAGGUAAUGGUAUUCUAAAAGUAUUCUUUCAGCCCAGGUUGAAUUUUUAAGGCUGCCACAGAUAGUACGGAAUGAGCUUGGACCCAAUGCAACAACAGCUUCAUGGAGCCCCAAGACCCAUGCCGCAAAAGCUACACAGAGCUACAGGACCCACGCAACGACAGCUUCGCUGAGCCUCAAGAACCAUGCAGCAACAACUACUCUGAGCCCCAAGACCCAUGCAACGACGGCUUCGCUGAGCUCCAAGAACCACGCAGCAACUGCUCUGCUGAGCUCCUGCAACCCUGCAACAACAGCUUCAGGGAGACCCAUGCAGCAACUGCUCCGCUGAGCUCCUGCUACCCUGCUACAACGGCUCCGCUGAGCCCCAAGACCCAUGCAGCAAAAGCUACACCGAGCUCCAGGACCCACGCAACGACUGCUUCGCUGAAGCCCCAAGAACCACGCAGCAACAACUACGUCGAGCUCCAGGACCCAUGCAACGAUGGCUUCACUGAGCCCCAAGACCCAUGCAACGAUGGCUUCACUGAGCCCCAAGACCCAUGCAACGACGGCUUCACUGAGCCCCAAGACCCAUGCAACGACGGCUUCGCUCAGCCCCAAGAACCAUGCAGCAACAACUACGCUGAGCCCCAAGACCCAUGCAAUGACUGCUUUGCUGAAGCCCCAAGAACCACGCAGCAACUACUACAUUGAGCUCCAGGACCCAUGCAACAGCAGCUACGCUGAGCCCCAAGACCCAUGCAACGACUGCUUUGCUCAGCCCCAAGAGUCAUGCAGCAACUACUACGCCGAGCUCCCGGUCCCAUGCAACGUCGGCUCCACCAACCCCCGAGAACCAUGCAACAGGUUCAGGACCUAUCUAAUGACUGCUCCGCUGAGCCCCAAGACCAUGCAGCAACGUCUCGGCUGAACCCCAAGACCCUCGCGGCAGCAGCUCUGCUGAACCCUGACACCCAUCGUUCCCACGGUUAUGCAAUACACAAAUGUCCACCGCUGAGCAAGCGCAACGAAGAUCCACUCUUGCGUACUUGCCGCUUGCCUCGCUAUACUUUGCAAGGGGUUCAUGUCACAGCACUCUGAUUCACCCUCCAUCAUGUUUACCGACCUCCAUUGUGCUGCUGAGAUGUAGUGAGUCUACAUGCCCCUCGUCUCAUUUCAUUCCCGAUGGCAGAUCUUGAGAGUUAGACCAGGACACAAUUACGUUUACUACCAAUCAGACUAAACCGAUCAGUUCCGAAAAGGACACUCCAUAUUCGUAUUCAACUCUGCCUCAGAUCCUCAGCUUUCGUACCCAUCACACUACAUCUCAUAUCGGUCAGCUCAAGCAUCGCCUACU